AUGGAAUCUGCCACCUCCAUUUUAUUUGAGAUUGGAAAGUACACUGUAAAGCCAAUAAAACGUCAAGUUAGCUAUUUGUUUCAUCUCAACACCAUCUUCAAUGAUCUUAGGAAAGCAAAAGAAGAACUGGUAUUGAUACAAGCAAUGGUGCAAGAACGAGUCGAGAGAGCCAGAAUGAAUACUGAAGUUACAGAGAAAAAUGUACAUGAGUGGCUGACAAAUGUGAACCAAGUAGUAGCAGACAUGCAUACUUUAGGAAAUAAAAUAGAAGAAAACAAGAAAUUCUGCAAUGACCAGUUUCCUAAUUGGAUUGGGAGAUACAAAUUGAGCAAGGAAGCCACCCAGAUGACAAUGACUAUGAGAAAGCUCCAUCUUGAGGGCAAUUUUACCCAGGUUGCCCACCGUGCUCCAACUCCUGGUAUCGAAAUCUUUUUGUCUAGUGAUUUUGAAAUGUUUGAAUCAAGAAGACUGGCUUUUCAACAAAUUAUGGAGGCAUUAUGCGACAAUAAUAGUUACAGGAUUGGAGUGUAUGGUAUGGGAGGGGUUGGGAAGACAACCUUGGUGAAGGAAGUAUUUAAGAAAGCUAAAGAAUCAAAUCUUUUUAAUGACAUUGUGAUGGCUACUGUGUCCCUGACUCCAGACAUUGGAAGAAUUCAAGUUCUGCAAGAGCAAAUCGAAUAUGCUUAA
This is a messenger RNA of Quercus robur (English oak), 687 nucleotides long. RefSeq names its product putative disease resistance protein At5g05400. Gene Ontology annotation, molecular function: ADP binding. Bases 1 to 687 code for a protein of 228 amino acids. Lineage: Eukaryota; Viridiplantae; Streptophyta; Magnoliopsida; Fagales; Fagaceae. The record is from RefSeq and is a predicted model, not a curated record. The transcript has 2 exons.